Messenger RNA from Thalassophryne amazonica, 5446 nucleotides. Its product is annotated as trichohyalin-like. NCBI's taxonomy places the organism in Eukaryota, Metazoa, Chordata, Actinopteri, Batrachoidiformes, Batrachoididae. The transcript is spliced from 11 exons. The record is from RefSeq and is a predicted model, not a curated record. The coding region runs from base 225 to 4559 and encodes 1444 amino acids.
UGAGUGCGCGGGCGGCGUGGCUCCACCUGAGGCGGGGAGGGAGUGUCUGCUGGCCGGGGUUAGAAGCUCUCUGACGUCUCGCUGCUGGGAAUGACUUAUUGGAAAACCACCGAGACAACAGCAGCCGAAAACAGCGGAAAAUCCGAGGAAAUAUUCUUUUCUGGAGCCUCUCUUUUCCUCCCACCUGUAUGACCGCGUGAAGAAGAAAGUGACUCAGCAGAGACAUGGCCUCUCGUGUGGAGCAGGGCUCCGUUAAAACUCCCCUUCCUAGAAGUUCCUCCACCUCUGUCACAAACGCUUCAAAGCCCAAACCACCUCUUGGCCCCAAGCCUUGCCUCGCUCCCAAGCCUUUCUCUCUGCAGAAGAACGCCUCCAUACGAUCUAUCCAAGCUCCAAAGACUCACACUACAUCUCUUAAAUCAGCAGCUCAUCAGGCUGGAAAAUCUGAUGCCACAGGUAUUCCCAAAGCAGCUGUUCCAACGCCUGCUCCUCCCCAAACAAACCAAGACCAUGAGUCAAAACCCAGCUCUAUGAAGGUGCUCACUAAAGACCAACCCAAAACAAACAAAGAAACUAAAGAGAGCCCACAUGAAAAGCAAAGCCUGGAUGUUAGUGUCCUUCCAGACAAAUUAGAAACAGUUUCACAGCAGACUGCACCACCCAAGAGUCAACAGUCAACACAAAUGCCUCAGACAGAUCGAGUCCAUGAGCAACUGGUCAGCCAGAAAAACCACAAAGCAUCUGAAGAAAUUGGGUCUCCUUCAGAAGAGAGCGACACAAACAAGAAAGAAGACGUAACUCCUACUGCACGAGCCAGUUCAAAAUUACCAUGGGGAGGCACCAGAAAGCGCCUGUCCAUGGAACUCAAGUCAAAGUUUGAGUCCGGCAGUCCGUCCGUGCCCUCCCAACCAUCUGCAAUCACUCACAAAGAUAAUGACAAGAAGGCAGUGCCAGUGCCCAGUCUGUCAACACCAGAGCCAGUUAACAGACGGAAUGAUGAAAACGAACUGAAGGAGGACUACAGUGGGGGAGACAGUAUAAAACGCAGAAUCAGUCUCCUCUUUGAUUCCUCAUCAAAGUCAGAUGUCACAACAAAGAGGGAGGAGCCGGAGAUUAUCAACCAGCUAAACGAUACAGGGGGUGUGAAGGAGCGAAUAAAAAACUGGACCUUGGAAUCAAAUAACGAGACUCAGAAGGUUGAGAAGAAGCCUCAAGUCCCACCCAGGCCUCUUUCUAAGAGCUUCGAGUCUGCACAUCCUCCAACUGCAGGGAAAGUAACCAAAAGGUCACCGGGUGAAGUUCCUGUCACAAGACUAUUGUCAACAUAUUCUGUGGACACACCAUCAACAGUCUCUACAACUGAGCAGCCUGCAGAGGUCCAAGUAGACACAUCCAGAGAGGUUUUUACUGAUGAUAAAUCACACUUAGCCAAGACACCAGCAAGCCAUGAGCAGAGGGAGUCAACAGACCAGGAUCAACUACACAACUUCAGUACAGCCACAGCCCAAGCUGAUGUCACCCUUGCCUCUGAAGCCUCGGUUGUGAAUGAAGACGUGGUACCUUCACCAAGGGAAAGCGUUAAACGUCGUUCCAUUCACUUUGGCGUAGUGGAAAGAGAUGAUGGUGGGCCUCCGGAGAUCCUGGAACCAGAGCCAGAGUUCUACCCAGAAGAUGAAAAGGUUCCCAAGGAUGACAGUGAAGACCAAACCCCUGUUUCAUUUCCUGUAUACAGAAGAGUAGGAAGUCUUCAGAGGAAGGAUGAUGAGAUUCAAAUUCAAAGAGAGAAAGAACAGAAACAUCUGGAAUUUGUAAGAAAGAGGAAAGAAGAAGAGAGUGAGAGAGCAAGACUUGAGUUAGAAGAAAAGCAGAAAGAGAAAAGAACAAGAAAAAUAGAAGAGGAAAAACUGAGACAGGAGGACAGAGAGAGACAGACUGAAGAAGAAAAGCAAUUGGAGGAAAGGCAGAGAAAGGAAGAAUGUGAAAGAGAGGGGCUGCUUGAGGUGCAGCGGCAGAGAGAGCAAGAAGAGGAAAGAGGGAAGGUAAAGCCCAUAGAAGAGAUACUCAGACAGGACCGAGAGGGGAGGGAAAAACCGAGAUGGAGGGAUGAGGACCAGGUGAGAUGGAGGGGAAAAAGAGAGGCGAGGCUGAUUCCUGAUGGAGAAGAACACAGGAUUGAGGGGAUACCGAGAGAGCAGGAAAUGAACGAAGAGCGUGAGAGAGAAAAGGACUGGGAAAAAGAAGGGUUGAAGAAAGUUAUAGGGGAGAGAGAGAUGUUAAGAGAGGUUGAGACCAGAAAAGAAGAGAUAGGAGCCAUGUGGCAGAGACAGAAAGAUGAGGAAAGGGCAAGUCCAAGGCAGGAAGAGGAAAAACUCAGACAACUGGAGAUGGAGAAACAAAGGAUGAAGGAGGAGGCAGAGGAAAAGCAGAGGAUGAGACUAAGAGAGGAAGAGGAAAUGAAAGAAAACCUUAGGGAGAAGGAAGAGGAGAGAAGAAGGUACAUGGAGAGGAAAAUGCAGCAGGAAAUAGAGAUGGAGCGAGUGAGACAAGAGGAGGUGAGGAGACAAAUGGAAGAGGAAAGACAGAGACAGCUGGAGAUGGAGAGACGAAGGCUGAAAGAAGAGGCAGAGGAAAACGAGAGGGAGCGACUAAAGCAGGCAGAGAUGGACAAACUUCGGGAGGAGGAAGAGAGGAGAAGAAUGGAGUUUGAGUGGAAAUUGCAGCAGGAAAAAGAAGAAAGGGAGCAAAUAAGAUUAGAGGAGGCUAGGAGACAAAUGGAAGAGGAAAGACGGAGACAGUUGGAGAUGGAAAGACAAAGGCUGAAAGAAGAGGCAGAAGAAAAAGAGAGGGAGCGACUAAACCAGGCAGAGAUGGACAAAUUUAAGGAGGAGGAAGAGAGGAAAAUACAGCAGGAAAAAGAAGAAAGGGAGCAAAUAAGAUUAGAGGAGGCUAGGAGACAAAUGGAAGAGGAAAGACGGAGACAGUUGGAGAAGGAAAGACAAAGGCUGAAAGAAGAGGCAGAAGAAAAAGAGAGGGAGCGACUAAACCAGGCAGAGAUGGACAAAUUUAAGGAGGAGGAAGAGAGGAAAAUACAGCAGGAAAAAGAAGAAAUGGAGCGAAUAAGACUAGAGGAGAUGAGGAGACACCUGGAGAAAGAAAGGAAGAAAGUGCAGGAAGAACCUGAAAGAAAGCAAACAGAAAAACAGGAAGAGAUGCUCAGUGACUGGAGAAACUGGAGAGAAGUGGAGGAAAAAGAGAAAGAUGAAGAAAAAGGACGAAACCAGCAACAUGUGAAGGAUGAAGAUCUGGGGUUCAACACCUUGCAAGAGAAGCCAAGCAGUGGAGAGAGUACAGCAGAUGGAACAGGACCAAAUUUAAUAGGUUUUGAUGCUGAAGAUGUGCCUUAUUGGUCAAGAUCACCGAAUCCACCCUCAGCAGAAACACCAGUAGUGCAGGUUCCAGAGAAUGUGGUUUAUGAGGAUUUCUCCGUCAAAGGGUCUCUGCUUGAUGUGCCGUUUGAUGACUUUUCAGUCAAACCACAAGAAUGGGCCUCACAGCCUAAAGUGGAACCCAUACCUGUCCACCGCUGGCAGUUUUCCCGUGUAGAAGAGGAGCCAGACAUUCUGGUGUCCCUGGAUGUGAACCCAGAGGAACACAAAGUAGGAGAGCAGGUGGAUAAACGAGACACACCAGAGGACAUCUCAUUCUGGGAGAACCCUAAGGAGGAAGCGCUCAUUAACAUGGAGGAAGACGAACAGAAGCAAGAUGUAGAGGUGGAGACUGAGGACGAGGAAUGCAAAGGAGAGGGCGUAGAGGAGGUGAAGAGUUACUGUUCAGAUGUGGAAGACAAAGACACAGAUGCUUUAAUAGCCUUUGAGACAGACCAACAAUAUGGAGUCGAUGAGACGACACCUGAAUCCGACAGUCCAAAGGCCAUCUUGGAUCAAGUCCCUGAGGUCUCCUCUGAAGAUGCCGAUGCCAAUGAUUCAGCCACAGAAGUAAUAGAACUGCCUCCAUUUCCUGAGAUCUCCACACCGUUCCUCGACAACAAAGUACAGAAAUCAAAGGUAGAGCUCGGUAAGAGGCGAACUCGUCCAACACGCCGACCGCGGUCUGUGCGAGCAGGAUUGAUGCAGACAGGAAGUCAGGACUGGAGGACCUGCGACUCCACAGAAGAGAGGGAGAACCCUUUAAAUCAACGGGACUCCGACGAGGAAGAUCAACCCAAACCAAAGGUAGUCUGUUCUCCACCCACCACUCAGCGAGUUCCCGUGAUUCCUGGUUUGAGCCCAGCUGCCCUGCUUGCUCAGCUGAAAAAGAGAACUGCUGAAGGAGCAGAAGAAAUGGAGGAAGAGAGGAGAAGAGACGGGAAGGACAGCCCAAAUGAAGAAGUAUCUCCCUCCCAACUCUCCCGCUCACCUCGCUCUGCCGCGCGGUUGGCUGGAGCUGCACGAGUGCUGCCCCCCUUAGGUGGCACGGAUGGAGGAGUGGUCUCCUCUCCUGCUUGGCUCAAAGAACUCAGGUCUAAGAAGCGUCUCAGUCAACAUGACAGUGAGACUUAGCUGGAUGCAGGGGGCGCCAUGUGCAGUUGCUGCUGAGUAACAGUUGGUUCAUCUCGGAUACUGACGCUGCUUCUGGCGGACCCUGUGCCUUGACUGCUCCAUUUUGCACUUGAUGUGCCCUUUUUAACCCCUUUUUCUGAGAUUGUACAGGAGGAGAUUGCAGAUUUUUGCUAUUCAUGUGGCCAUUAACAACUUUUCAUUUUGUAAAUGAAUCACGUGCCAAGACUGACAUAUUAAAGCAAAACACAUUUUUAACUGCUGUUGUAUAGGAUCGGUGGCGUAAGAACACGCCAAUAUAAUUUACAACAAAAGUGUUGACUGUACGGUCUCAAGCUUUGUUCUCUUGUGCAAAUCCAUCAUAUGCAAGUUGGUCAUGUAUUUUGACAUUGAUAACUGGAAGUAUUGAAAAUUAAGAAUGGGGCACCUUGUGCAUAUUCUGUUUAAAAUGUACAAAAUGAAUUUUUCCAUCAUUGUGCCAAUGAUAGUUUUAAAUAAACCUACCUAGCACUUUAAGAACAAUUAUAUAUAUAAUUACGUCCAUACUUCUAAGCAGUAGAAUAUACUGCUAACAUGGUCAAGGGAGGUUUGUAUACUUUUUUUUUCUCACACCAUCACUUAAAGUCACACUUAUUAAUUUACACUGUUCAGUAACUGGAUGUUUUAACUCAGUGCAGUUAAUACUUGUGCUUCAGAGGUAAUCAGAGAAUUGGUGUGUUUUGGACACAAUAAUGGGAUGGAGUGCUUUUUUUAAUCUAUAUCAUAAAUGGUAUGUACCUGUAUUGUUUUUUAAUGACAAAAAAUAAUCAUGGAUUCUGUUAUUUAUCAUCAACAUGCAUAUGUUAAGAGGAAACUGGGUUUACAUUAAAGUUUUUUGUCUUUCUGUUGAA